GAGCACGCACGGCGACAGCGGCGGCGACGGCGGCGACGACGACGACGACGACGACGAGCAGCUCGCCGAGUUUAGGGUUUCUUUGGACUCCGGUGCUCGAUCCUCGCCUUCUUGAGUUUUCUCGGAAACCAUGGAGAAAAUCAGGAGGGCGUCGCACGCCGGCUCAUGGUACACCGACAACCCUAAGAAAUUAGCCGAAGAGCUGGAGGGAUGGCUUAGAGCAGCUGGCCUGGAAAAAUCUCCUGAUGUAAGAGGCGUGAUCGCUCCGCAUGCAGGUUAUUCGUAUUCUGGAAGGGCUGCUGCUUUUGCUUUUGGAAAUAUAGAUCCUACAAGCAUUUCUAGGAUAUUCCUCCUUGGACCAUCUCAUCACUAUUACACGCCCAAAUGUGCUCUUUCAACAGCUACUGUUUACAAGACUCCUAUUGGGGACCUACCCAUCGAUUUGGAAGUUAUCGAGGAAUUAAAAGCAACUGGGAAAUUUGAGCUGAUGGAUCUUCGAAUUGAUGAGGCCGAGCACAGCAUGGAAAUGCACUUGCCAUACCUUGCCAAAGUCUUUGAGGGGCACCCGGUAAAAGUAGUACCUAUAAUGGUUGGUGCUGUUAACCCCGAAAAUGAGGCCAUGUAUGGGCGAUUGCUGGCCAAAUAUGUAGAUGAUCCGAGCAACUUUUUCUCAGUAUCCUCUGAUUUUUGUCACUGGGGAACACGCUUCAGCUACACACACUACAACAGAAAAUGUGGGGAUAUAUACAAGUCUAUAGAGGCCUUGGACAAGACGGGGAUGGAUAUAAUAGAAACUGGAGAUCCAAAUGCUUUCGAACGGUAUCUAGAUGAGUACCACAACACAAUUUGUGGGCGUCAUCCGAUUAGUGUUUUUCUACAUAUGUUGAUGAACUGCUCUACCAAGAUAAAGAUAAAGUUCCUUCGAUACGAGCAGUCGAGCCAGUGCAAGAGCACGAGAGACAGCAGCGUAAGCUACGCAUCCGCGGCGGCAAAGGUCGAUCCUUGAAGCAGUCGAGAUAUCUCUCGGACGAGAAUGCUCGCCCGUUUGCACAUAUCUUCGAAAAUUGAAUGUAAAAGAUGAUGAACCCAUGACUAUUCUUAGAUUGACAAGGCAGACCAUCUUGUUUGUGGGCUCAUUCUUAUGAUGAUACAGCAGUGGGGUUUUUUAUUUCAAGUUUUUAGCUGCA
Molecule: messenger RNA, 1187 nt
Organism: Syzygium oleosum
Lineage: Eukaryota; Viridiplantae; Streptophyta; Magnoliopsida; Myrtales; Myrtaceae
Exons: 8
Coding region: 131-1006 (291 amino acids)
Source: RefSeq, a predicted model, not a curated record